Molecule: messenger RNA, 3226 nt
Organism: Monodelphis domestica (gray short-tailed opossum)
Lineage: Eukaryota; Metazoa; Chordata; Mammalia; Didelphimorphia; Didelphidae
Gene: CFAP221
Product: cilia and flagella associated protein 221
Biological process (GO): motile cilium assembly; cilium movement
Cellular component (GO): 9+2 motile cilium
Source: RefSeq, a predicted model, not a curated record
CAUAGCAGCAACGGCGGCGUGCCUGGGGCUGAAGAGUCUGGCCCGCCCGGCCGCUCUAGGCUCCCGGCCCGGGGCGGCGCGGGGGCACGGCCCUGCGGCCCCGGGUACCAGCCCCACUUGGGGAGUUGAGUUGAACAGCACCGGAACGAGAUAAGGUGGGAAGAAAUCCUGGGGAAAAUGGGGAGGGAAUGAGAUGCCUGGGGCUGGCGGGGACCGAAUGUGGCAUCUCGGGUUCUGGAGGCCUGCCUUAUAAGCCCCAGCGCUUUCUUUUUUUCAACUAUGUGACUUAGGUGAACUAUUGGCCAUUUAUGAGACUGCAAUUUUCAUGAUAAAAUGGAGGUGAUACAAUCAACAGAUAUAAAAUCAAAUGAUGAUGAAAGGACACAUACCGAAAUAUCUCCUAUUCUUUUGGCCAGCCUUGUAGAAGAGCCAAAGAAAAGAAAGGAAGUACCUAAUCAUCUGCUGGAAUCAAAGAUUUUUUCAAAGCUUGAGCAAAAUAAAAUUGUAAAAGCAGAACCUGGAAUAAUACAUUUUGGAAGCUAUAAAAUCGGAGAACACCACCAACAGAUUCUGAAUCUGAUCAAUGUUUCUGAUGAUGUCAUAAAUCUUCAUAUUUUACCACCCCAAACCAAGUAUUUUUCGAUCAAGUACACUAAAAAACAUCGCAUUGUUCCUGGCUUAUCCCGUAAAGUAAUGGUUGAGUUUUCUCCAGAUGAAUGGCGUUAUUAUUAUGAUUGCAUCCGUAUUCACUGUCAGGGAGAUGAAAAUUUACUUAUUCCCCUCCAUGCCUAUCCGGUCCUAAACACUUUGGAAUUUCCCUCAUUUAUAAAUCUGCCAGAUAUUCCACUUGGAGAAAGUGAAGAUUAUGUUAUUCCUUUGCAAUGCAGCUGCCCAAUAGAUUUUGAGUUUCAUAUAAUUGUGCUUCAGCCUGAUGAAUCCUUUGUUGUUCAUCCAACAUCAGGAAUAAUUCCAUCCAAUGGGAAAGUGAAUCUGACUGUUACAUUUGCACCAUUUAGAUAUGGAACUGCACGAAUAAAAUUGCAGCUAUGGAUUUCUCAGUUCAACGCUACGCCUUAUGUAUGUACAUUCACUGGAACAUCAUCUCCUCAAAUGGCUUUGAGUUUAGAAGAUUUUGAGAAAUUUAAUAAACUUUCGAAGAAAAUUAGAAUUCCUCCUGAAAAGACAUUCAAAUUAGAAUCUAAGAAAACGCUAUCAAAAAAGACCAGAUAUACACAUGCAAAGAAAAUUGAAUAUCGAGACUUGAGAUUUCCAACAGAUUUAAGCACUCCUUUUGCUGUGGCAACUAUUUUAAAUCAAGAAGCAGGAAAAUUGAAGCAUAAAGAAUUAAGAGAAGUUAUGUACAGUAAAGAUGAGUUCUACAAAACGAAGCAAAUGAAAGAAGCUCUAUUUUUGAAUAAAGUCAGAUGGGAUACUAUUGAAGAAGCAGACAACUACCUUAAAUGGCAAGUGCGCCUUGGUAAAGAUCCAAUAUCUAAUGAAUAUAAAGAAGCUUUUCAAGAAGAAAUGAGGAGAUGUUGGCAGGUUUACCAGGUAAUAAGAGGAGACCCUGUUUUGGAAGAGGAAUUUGAUCGACGUACUUCCGAAGUUGAUAAUUCCCGAGUCUAUCGAAAAGUGGCAGAGAAAAAGCAAGAUUUGUCUCCUAAAUUUGAUGUUCUUGUUAACAAUCUUUGGCUGAAGAAAUACAGGAGACAGAAAAGAUUUCAACAAGCAGCACGAAAGGUCCUGAUUCGAGAGAGACUCUGCAAAAUAUUAAAUGCUCUUCAUAAAGUAGACAGGCAAAUGAUAUUAAGAAAAUUUGAAGCCGAAAGAAAAACAGCAUAUGAAUUCAGAACCAAAACUAUCUGUCCACUUGCUUUAAGUCAAGAUGAAGCUACCACCCAUUUUUAUUUGCAGCCAGAACAAGUAUUACCUUUUCAAUUUCCUUCACAUUCUUUGGAAGCGAAAUCUGAUGAAUUGGCUCCUGAUGGCCUUGGACUGGUACCCAUUAAGCCAGCAGAGGUUCAGAUAAAACAAUGUCACCAUUUUCUUAACUUACAGGUUCCCCAACUUUACAAUAUUAAGAGGUACAAACCAUAUUGUAUCCAGACUUGCUCAUCGAGUUAUAAAUCUCAAAAACUUGCUCGUCCCCUUAAAGAAGGAGCUAUGGAAGAGAUAAUACUUGUGGAGCCAUCACAACGAUCUGAAAACCACCACUUACCAUCCUGUAGAAAGGUAUCGCUGUUGGAACUCAGCCCUCCUGAAACUAUGCUCAAGUCUCCAUUGUAUCAUCCACUUUCUAUUUUUAAUCCAAACCCAGGACUAUUUGCUGUGAAACACAAGAUGACCUAUGCAGAAGUAACAACUGAUUAUCAUCUGUGUACACAUCCAAAAUAUAUGUUCACCAAAGAAUGUCAUAGAGGAUCCAGUAUUCCCAUGACACAAAAGAAAUUUCUAAAUCGAAAGGACAUUAUCCCUGGAAUCAUGAGCUGGAAAAAGUUCACUCCAGCGGUUCUUUCAGUUUUGAAUGAUACUACCAAUUUGACAUCAAAUUGUUGCCGCGACCCCUACAAUGAGGAUAUGCUGCCAAGCAAUGUGCCCGCAGUUCUCAGUGAAUUAAGAGAAGAAGACAGGGCAGAAAUAAUUGAGCAGGAGCCUGGCGAUCAGCCCCCUGAUAAUGUAUUAACCCCAGAAAUGCUCAGAGCUGAGUUUGUUAUACUAGAAGACAAAGUCAUAAGAGAAGACAAAGACCAAGCACAGACUGAAAAAAUUGGAGAAAAGGUAUUUCAGAACGUCCAAAAUAUGCAGUCAAAAUCAAACAAUAGAAACCUACUUCUGGAAUAAAACUUUCCAAGAGACAGCCAGCAGCCAAAAUUCAGGCCCUUAUCACUUUUCACUUGGAAUAUCAUAACAACCUGUUAACUGGCCUCCCUGCCUCAAGUCAUCUUCUACACAGCUGUCAAAGUGGUUUUCUUGAAGCAAAGAUCCGGCCAUGUCAUUCUACUCAAACUCUAGUGGCUUCCUAUUGAUUCCAGGUUCAAAUAUUCUCAUCUUUUACAUUUUCUGAUUUUAAGUUUAAAAUGUACAUGAUUAGCGCAGUCAAAAAUGUAUGUGACUUAUAAGCAUACACACUGAGGAUGCACACUCAAAAUUAUUUUUUUAUUUGUAAGAGUCUGAAAUCAAUAAAGGUUGGAAACCACUGACCUAACUGAAAAUAGGACUCUUGAAA